UGGGCCGGGGCGGGUGUGUCCGAAACCCACCAGUGAGGGAGCGGGAGAGCGCGGCCGCCCGGCCCCCACCCCGGAAGGCCCAGGCGUCCGGAGCUACCCGCAGGCUCCCAGCCGGGCACCAUGGCUGCGCUCGCGCCUCUGCGUGACUGCCAGGCCUGGAAGGACGCGAGGCUCCCGCUCUCCACCACAAGCAACGAAGCCUGCAAGCUGUUCGAUGCCACGCUGACCCAGUAUGUAAAAUGGACCAAUGACAAGAGUCUCGGUGGCAUUGAGGGCUGCCUGUCAAAGCUCAAAGCAGCAGAUCCCACCUUCGCGAUGGGCCACGCCAUCUCGAAUGGCCUGGUGCUGAUUGGCACUGGAAGCUCCGUGAAGCUGGACAGAGAGCUGGACCUGGCUGUGAAGACCAUGGUGGAGACUUCAAGAGCCCAGCCGCUGACAAGGCGGGAGCAGCUGCACGUGUCUGCAGUAGAGACAUUUGCCAAGGGGAACUUCCCGAAAGCCUGUGAGCUAUGGGAACAGAUUCUCCAGGACCACCCGACCGACAUGUUGGCCCUGAAAUUUUCCCAUGAUGCUUAUUUUUACCUGGGCUAUCAGGAACAGAUGCGAGAUUCUGUUGCUCGAAUUUACCCCUUCUGGACACCUGACAUCCCCCUAAGCAGCUAUGUGAAAGGCAUCUACUCUUUUGGCUUGAUGGAAACCAACUUCUACGAUCAGGCAAAAAAACUCGCCAGAGAGGCUUUAUCUAUGAACCCGACGGACGCGUGGUCGGUGCACACCAUAGCUCACAUCCACGAGAUGAAAGCAGAGAUCAAGGAUGGGCUGGAAUUCAUGCAGCACUCAGAGGCCCAGUGGAAGGACUCGGAUAUGUUGGCUUGUCAUAACUAUUGGCACUGGGCUUUAUAUCUGAUUGAGAAGAGCUUAAUCAGGAGAACUUUAUUCUUCCAGGGUGAAUAUGAGGCCGCGCUGACCAUCUACGAUACCCACAUCCUUCCCAGCCUGCAGGCCGGCGGUGGAAUGCUGGACAUGGUGGACAGCUGCUCCAUGCUCUACCGCCUGCAGAUGGAAGGGGUGUCUUUGGGCCAGCGGUGGCAGGAUGUCCUCCCUGUGACCCAGAAGCACAGCCGAGACCACGUCCUGCUGUUCAACGACGCACACUUCCUGAUGGCCUCCCUGGGUGCACACGACACCCAGACCACACAGGAGCUGCUGACCACCCUGCGGGAUGCCAGCGAAUCCCCAGGAGAGAACUGCCAGCACCUCCUAGCCCGAGAUGUGGGGCUGCCCCUGUGUCAGGCCCUGGUGGAGACUGAGGCCGGGAACCCUGACCGUGUCCUGGAGCUGCUCCUGCCCAUCCGCUACCGGAUUGUCCAGCUCGGUGGCAGCAAUGCCCAGAGAGAUGUCUUCAACCAGCUACUGAUUCACGCGGCCUUAAACUGCACCUCCAGUGUCCAUAAGAACGUGGCCAGGAGCCUUCUGAUGGAACGUGAUGCCUUGAAGCCCAACUCACCUCUGACCGAGCGGCUCAUCCGCAAGGCGACAUCCGUCCACCUCAUGUAGUGAGCCAGCUUGGCCGCCUCCACCCUGCAGAACCUCAGUGAUGGCCUCGCUAGCGUCCAGUCCGCUGCUCCAUCGGCUUAGGGAAGGGAGACGGCCAGAGCCUGUUUGUUAGGGCUGUUAGAGGGUGAUCUUCAGUUUCACAGGAAAGGGUCAAAGGUUAAUUUUAAAUGUGAUUCUGAAUCUUCUUGCAGUCCUCGAGAAGGGCCCGCAUGUCUUUUUAGCAGCCACAGCCAGUGUAGGUGCUGCUCUCUCCACCUGCCUUACAAAUUCUAUUUCCCAGGGGAAUGUGUCUACUGCCUGGUGGUUCAGGGGUUGGAAGGCAGGGCAGGGGUGGGGGCUAAUUCCGCUGGAAGGAGUCUUCCAGAGGCAGCCUCCCCCCACCAUCUGUCCCCCUACCCACCAGGCUAUCCUUGGGAUGGACCUUUUCAUUUACCAUAUUCUAGACAGGUUCUGUCGUCUCACUGUGUUGCUGUCCCAUGUUUCAGGUGAGGGUACCAAGGGUAGGGGACCUAGUGGCCCGCCUGGUGCCUUUGGCCUCGGCCCCCUGCUGCUGCAGCCACCGCCCUCCUUGCAGAUGAACGCGCACAUGGGGUCCUCCUCUGUCUCUGGGGCGAGCCUUCUGGCCCCUGGCGGGGACUGUGUUGGUACUUGGAGCUGUUUCUCUUUAAACUGCACAUUGGAGGGCUUCAUGUCCACUAUGAUUUUAAUCAUAAACACGCUUCCGAAGUGCAAGGAUUGAACUCAGGCCUGCUGUGUUGUGGCAAAACGCAAAGUGCUGUGAGGUGUGGCUGUGACAAGCUUGGAGCGGUCCUGCAAAUGCCGCCCCUGGCUCCUGCUUCCCCACUGAGCGCCCUCCUGAAUGUGCUGCCGACUCAGUUGUCUGUUCAGCCUUCCUGUGAGGAGUGCUCCCAGUGCACAGAUGUUUUUCAAGUUCCUUCAGUUUGUCCUGAACUUAGGGAGGGAUUCAUCAGGGCAGGAAGUGGGCAGGCCUCCUAGAAGGGAGAGGAGACCUCUAAAUCUAUUGAGUGCCCACAGUUUGCUCAAGCCCAGACUUAAUUCAGGGAUUAAAAUGAAUUAAUCGGUUCCUC
Molecule: messenger RNA, 2645 nt
Organism: Cebus imitator (Panamanian white-faced capuchin)
Lineage: Eukaryota; Metazoa; Chordata; Mammalia; Primates; Cebidae
Gene: TTC38
Product: tetratricopeptide repeat domain 38
Exons: 14
Coding region: 121-1557 (478 amino acids)
Molecular function (GO): protein binding
Source: RefSeq, a predicted model, not a curated record